This is a messenger RNA of Nestor notabilis (Kea), 1677 nucleotides long. Its product is annotated as kelch-like protein 23. Bases 1 to 1677 code for a protein of 558 amino acids. The transcript is spliced from 3 exons. The record is from RefSeq and is a predicted model, not a curated record. NCBI's taxonomy places the organism in Eukaryota, Metazoa, Chordata, Aves, Psittaciformes, Psittacidae. Gene Ontology annotation, molecular function: protein binding.
AUGGCAGCGGCCGGGCAGGAGGACUACGCGUACCUUUACGAGGACUCCUCUCACCCCGCCGACUUCCUGGAGGCGUUCCGAGCGUUUUACCUGGACGGGCUGUUCACCGACAUCACCCUGCAGUGCGCCUCGGGGGUCAUCUUCCACUGCCACAGAGCCGCCUUAGCAGCUUGCAGCAAUUAUUUUAAAGCCAUGUUCACAGCCGAUAUGAAAGAGAAAUCUAAAAACCAGAUCAGACUUCCCGGGCUCAGCCAUGCGGUACUGGAAGCUCUCGUGAAUUAUGCAUAUACAUCGCAGAUCCAGAUAACAAAGAGAAAUGUCCAAAGUCUACUCCAGGCAGCAGACCUCCUCCAGUUCCUGUCAGUAAAGAAAGCCUGUGAGCAGUUUCUGGUGAGGCACUUAGAUACUGACAACUGCAUAGGGAUGCACUUCUUUGCCGAAUAUCAUGAUUGCUCGGAGCUAGAGAAAGAGUCCAGGAGGAUAUUGUUAUGGCAGUUUGAAGAAGUGCAGAAUCAGGAAGAGUUUCUGGAUAUUGGCAAGGAGAAGCUCUCUUAUAUUCUCUCCAGAGAUAAUCUCAAUAUUUGGAAAGAAGAGGCAGCCAUUGAAGCUGUCGUUAAGUGGGUUGCUCACAAUGUGGAAGAAAGACUUGAAGAUAUCUAUGAACUGCUGAGCUGCGUCAGAGUAGACUUAGAUAAUGUGUAUUUGAGGUCAGUUUUAAGCCUACAAAAAAAACACCGACUUAAUGAUACUAAGAUAAGGUCACUCAUAUACAAUGCCCUGAACCUCAAUCCCAAAAGUCUUUCCAGAAGACCCACAGCAGCCAUGUAUGUGAUCGGAGGAUAUUACUGGCAUCCCUUAUCAGAAGUGAAUGUCUGGGACCCAUUAACCAACACGUGGGUCCAGGGAACAGAGAUGCCGGAUCAUACCAGAGAAUGUUACGGGGUCACUAGCUUGGGACCGGAUAUAUAUGUGACAGGAGGUUACAGAACGGAGAGCAUCGAAGCCCUUGACACCGUGUGGAUAUAUAAUAGUGAAAGAGAUGAGUGGACAGAAGGCUGCCCCAUGCUUGAUGCAAGGUAUUACCACUGCACUGUUUCCUUGAGUGGCUGCAUCUAUGCGUUGGGUGGUUACCGAAAGGGAGCUCCAGUGCAAGAAGCUGAGUUCUAUGAUCCUUUAAAAAAGAAAUGGCUUCCCAUUGCAAACAUGAUCAAAGGUGUUGGAAAUGCCACCGCCUGUGUCCUGCAUGACAUCAUCUACGUAACCGGAGGUCACUAUGGAUACAGGGGAAGCUGCACCUAUGAUAAAGUCCAGAAAUACCAUUCAGGUAGCAAUGAGUGGAGUGUAGUCACCACAAGUCCGCACCCAGAAUACGGAUUCUGCUCGGUUACAUUACAAAACAAGAUCUAUUUUGUGGGUGGACAGACCACGAUCAUGGACUGCUAUGACCCAGAGCAAAACGAGUGGAAGCAGAUGGCUCAUAUGAUGGAGAGAAGGAUGGAGUGUGGCACAGUGGUUAUGAACGGAUGCAUUUAUGUGACAGGAGGAUACUCCUAUUCAAAAGGAACAUAUCUGCAGAGCAUUGAGAAAUACAACCCUGAACAGAAUACAUGGGAAGCAGUAGGGAAUCUUCCCAGUGCUAUGCGGUCACAUGGCUGUGUCUGUGUGUAUAAUGUGUAA